Messenger RNA from Vigna unguiculata (cowpea), 2811 nucleotides. Its product is annotated as hyperosmolality-gated Ca2+ permeable channel 2.1-like. Gene Ontology annotation, molecular function: calcium-activated cation channel activity. Gene Ontology annotation, cellular component: plasma membrane. The record is from RefSeq and is a predicted model, not a curated record. NCBI's taxonomy places the organism in Eukaryota, Viridiplantae, Streptophyta, Magnoliopsida, Fabales, Fabaceae.
UCCGUUACUCACGCUAUUCGUGUGUUGGCUGGCUGCAAAGGAAAGAGAGAGCGACGCACUUACACGAUUUUGAAGCGAUUCCAUGUUUAACUAUCCACCACCUUCUUCUCAUCUUUCGAAGAGCAUAAUUAAAGAAGAAAAAAACGCAAAAACUGUUAGGGUUUCGCUUAUCGGUUUCUGCACAAAACCUUCCGUGAAGGCGAAGCCCCUCCACCUUCUAUUUUCUUCGACAUUGUGCUUUCUCCACCCCUUUCGCCCCCUAAUUACACAUCCUUCACAUAGAAUUAUUUAUCCCUUCCAGGUGGUGAAUUUGAUUUGAAUGUCUUGUGUCUUUCUUCUUGGGUAAUGAGAUCAGUCAAGCUUGCCUCAGUAGGCAGAGAUGGACAUUGCUGCUCUUUUAACCUCUGCUGGAAUUAAUAUUGCCGUGUGCGUGGUGCUCUUUUCACUCUAUUCAAUAUUAAGAAAACAGCCCAGCAAUGUCAAUGUGUACUUUGGAAAAAGGUUAGCUUCCAGGUGUUCGAAAAGCAGGGAUCUUUGUUUGGAUAGAUUUGUUCCCUCUCCUACUUGGGUAAUGAAAGCAUGGGAAACGACUCAAGAGGAAAUGUUGACUACCGGUGGCUUGGAUGCUGUGGUUUUUAGCAGGAUGGUUGUGUUCAGUAUUAGAGUAUUUUCUGUUGCUGCUGUCAUCUGCACUAUUCUAGUGCUUCCAGUGAAUUAUUAUGGUAGGGACAGAAUACAUAAGAAUAUACCUUUUGAGUCACUGGAAGUGUUUACCAUUGAGAAUGUUAAAGAAGGUUCCGAGUGGCUUUGGGCUCAUUGUCUCGCAUUAUACAUCAUAACUUUAACAGCUUGUACUCUUCUUUACUUUGAAUACAAAAGCAUUACUAAUUUGCGGCUACUGCAUAUUACCUCAUCCCAGCCAAAUCCUAGUCAUUUUGCAAUUCUUGUCAGAGGAAUACCCUGGUCUCCAGAUCAAUCAUACUGCGAAACAGUGAAAAAGUUUUUUUCAUUCUAUCACCCCACAACAUAUUUGUCGCACCAAAUUGUGUAUAAGUCUGGUGCAGUCCAGAAACUGAAGGAUGAUGCAGAAUAUAUGUGUAAAAUGCUCAGUUCUGGUUGUGGUUCAAUGGAACAGACGUGUAAGCCAAGCUUUACGCAAUGUUACUUUUGUGGAGGAUCCACUAAUUCUUUUAAGAUUAUUUCUAAUGAAACCGAUAGUAUACAUGGAAGAACAGGCUACUCUGACGUGCAUUUAAAUGCAAGAAAAAAGGAAUGUGCAGCUGCUUUCGUGUUCUUUAAAAGCCGUUAUGCUGCUCUUACGGUUGCUCAAAGUCUUCAAACAUCAAAUCCUAUGCAAUGGGUCACAGACCUAGCUCCUGAACCAGAGGAUGUUUACUGGUCCAACCUUUGCAUACCAUACAAGCAACUUUGGAUCCGUAAGAUAACUACAUUUGCGGCUUCUGUCACCUUUGUUCUUGUAUUCCUUAUCCCUGUCACAUUCGCCCAAGGAUUGACUCAACUCGAGAAGCUUGAGAAAAUGCUCCCUUUUCUGUCAGGAAUGCUUCAAAAGAAAUUUGUGGUUCAGCUGGUGACUGGUUACUUACCAAGUGUGAUUUUGGUGUUAUUUUUAUAUGCUGUUCCACCAGUGGUGAUGCUAUUUUCAACAAUGGAGGGAUGUGUUUCUCGUAGUGAAAGGAAGAAGAGUGCAUGCUCCAAAGUUUUGUACUUCCAAAUUUGGAACGUUUUUUUUGUUAAUGUUUUUGCCGGGUCUGUUAUCAGCCAACUCGCAGUAUUUAGUAGUAUAACAGAAUUACCUUCCCAACUUGCCAAGGCUGUCCCUGCGCAGGCUACCUACUUCACAACAUAUGUUUUAUCAUCUGGUUGGGCAAGUUUGGCAUUUGAAAUUAUGCAACUCUUUCCGCUUUUUUGCAAUCUGUUCCAAAGAUUCAUACUUGGGUAUAAUGAAGAUACCAUGAAUGGCUUCCUAACUUUUCCAUACCAUACAGAAGUUCCAAGGAUCUUACUGUUUGGAUUCCUUGGCUUCACCUGUUCUAUUCUGGCACCCCUGAUAUUGCCCUUCUUGUUGUUCUACUUCGUACUCGCAUACCUCGUUUACCGAAACCAGAUUCUGAAUGUAUAUAUUAAAAAAUAUGAUAGCGGGGGACAGUUAUGGCCCAUUGCUCACAACACAACGGUCCUUUCGUUGCUCGUCGCUCAAGUUAUUGCACUUGGGGUGUUUGGCAUAAAAGAGUCACCAGUUGCAUCAGGGUUUACCAUUCCAUUGCUGAUCUGCACUGUACUAUUUCACCAAUAUUGUAGGCAACGAUUUCUGCCAAUAUUUAAGAACAAUGCAACACAGGUUCUUAUUGACAUGGAUAGGAGAGAUGAGCGUUGUCAGAGAAUGGACCAGAUUUAUGAACAUCUUAAUUCAGCGUAUUGCCAGUUUUCUAGUUCUAGUCAAUCCGAAUGUUUCAGCAGUCAUAAAGGGGAAAGAGAAGAUGUUGGAACGCCGCAAGAUAUGGAGAAAGCCAAGGAAAUGAGCCAAGAAAUAGCAUGGCCGCCUGUUCUUCAUAGUUUCGGCCAAGGGGGGAAGUAAUUUUAGUUUUUACACCUGAUGAUGUUGUAAGAAUUUUAGUGUCUCCAAAAAGGGGUGGAGCAUCAUGGAUCAACAAUUUUGAUAAAAGAUAAAAUCUGGGUUCCAAAACAGGAUUUGGAUUGUCCCUGAAAGUUCAGUUGUGCAACGGACACUGCCAAUUCUGUGAAAAAUACAAAAGCUAUAUUUUGUUUAGUGAUAAAUGUGCACUUCAUCUA